Molecule: messenger RNA, 1442 nt
Organism: Nasonia vitripennis (jewel wasp)
Lineage: Eukaryota; Metazoa; Arthropoda; Insecta; Hymenoptera; Pteromalidae
Product: phosphotriesterase-related protein
Exons: 7
Coding region: 273-1322 (349 amino acids)
Biological process (GO): catabolic process
Molecular function (GO): zinc ion binding
Source: RefSeq, a predicted model, not a curated record
UUAGAAAGAGCAUAUGCAACGAACUACUUGGAGGUCGUCGAAAUGCAAAACAAUGGCACAUAAUAAUGCCACGUAUCUAAUUUUAUAUCUUGAAAUUUUGUUUUGAAUAGCCGAAGAGGUGCAGAAUAAAUCUGUGAGACGUUCGAAUUGUGUACAGACGCCAGAGAUAAGGUCAAUUAUCUGCUUGUUUGGCCAUUCAGUUGACAGGCAUCGUUGUUCGACGCUGGAGCUAUUUUCCUUUCUACAGAAUAAUAUCACAGAUUUCUAGCAAAAUGGCUGACAAAUGCGUGGAAACAGUACUGGGCCCUGUCAAGGCAUCGGAGCUUGGAGUAGUUCUGACUCACGAGCAUCUGGCACUCGAUUUCGACAAGUUUUACGUGCCACCGCCGAAACUUCUUAAUGAGUUUGUCAACGGAAAAAUUGACCUCAAAAAUGUCGGAGUACUCAAGCAAUAUCCCUACGGCAGCAAAUACAACGUUCGUUUCAACGAUACUGAUAGCGCCGCUGCGGUUUUAGAAGACGUGAAGUUCUAUAAAAAAAGCGGCGGCGGUACGAUCGUCGAGAAUACGAGUCACGGAAUCAAGCGGGACAUUCCGCUGAUGCAAAAAGCCAGCAGGGAAAGUGGCGUUCACGUAAUUGCUGGAACUGGUCAUUAUGUAGCUUUAACGCAAGCCACUCCAUCUCUGGCGGCCACAGAGGAGCAGAUGUACAAUUUAAUAGCGCAAGAGUUGACAGUUGGUUGCGAGGGUAAUCCAUCGGUGAAAGCUGGAUUCAUAGGCGAAGUGGGAAGUGCCUGGCCGAUCGAAGAUUUUGAAAAAAGAGCCAUUAGAGCAACAGCGCACGCUCAAGAGCAGCUGAAAUGUCCAGUAAGCUUUCACCCGGGAAGAGAUGCCGCUGCUCCGUUUGAAAUUUUGAGGAUAUACUUGGAAGCCGGGGGCGACGCUAAAAAGGCAAUAAUGUCCCACUUGGAUCGAACUCUGACAAAGGAUGAGGAUCUGCUGGAGUUUGCCAAAUUAGGAUCGUAUUGUCAGUGGGAUCUUUUUGGCGUCGAGUGUUCCUAUUACCAGUUGCACGUUCCUACGGAUAUGCCGUCGGAUGCCCAACGAAUUGAUAAAAUACGGCUUUUGAGGGACGAAGGAGCGGUGGAUAGGAUUAUGAUGAGUCAUGAUAUUCACACGAAGCAUCGUUUGAUGAAUUUCGGCGGACACGGAUACGCCCACAUCAUUAACAACGUGCUACCCAAAAUGUUGGUCAAGGGUUUCACAAAGGAGGAAAUCGAUACGAUUACCAUUACAAAUCCGAGAAUUUGGCUUACAGCUUGAUUUUAUUUCUUUACAUACAUGCACGUACAUACAUAAUAUAUUAUAUUUCGUUUACAAAAGAGGCGAUGCAUAUACUAAACGCAAUAUUUUUCAAAGAUAAAUUUAUAUUGAUUAUAAAAA